GCUUUGGUCGGAUGAAAGAGACGACAGGAGCUCGGGCGCGAUUCCCAUCCAGGCUCGUGUUGGUGCCACGAGUGUUCAGUCAUAGAUGCCACAAGGGUUUCUCGUCACCUUCAUGCUCUGCAAGCAUUCACAAUCACUGCCCCAUACUCCUCGUCUCGACUUCGAACACAAUUCGACUAUUCACUCCACCUCCACUAUCGAAUACGACCUCAUUCUUCUGCCAGCCGCAGACAUGCCAACAAACAUCCUCACGCUCCCCCCCGAGCUUCGCAUCAUGAUCUGUGAAGAGAUACUUCCCGACAUAACCAUCGCAUCCCACCUACCGCUUCCACCGAUUCUCCUUACCCACCCCACCAUAACGCAAGACAUCUAUCGGCUCUGCCAAAUUCGUCUGCAUGUCCAUCUCAUAUCGACACACAAAUGCAGACAAGCCAACAUCGACAGAAUCAAAGCUUUCGAAGAAGUAUUGGGAAGAAAGGGGAUGGUUCUGGUGCUACAGCCUUGCGUCAAGGAUCUAUGGGGGAGGCGGGUGACUGUGACUAAAAAGCAAAGUCCAAGUCUCUGGAGUGGAAUUAUCGAGGUCUUUGGGGAGAGUGCUGUCGAGGGUUAUCGGAAGAUGGGGAUACAUGCUAUCGUCGCGGACAAGUGACGGUACACUCUUGCUCGAUCGUUCAGUUGCAAUGUUGUAACCAGUAUUCUGCGGUGAAAGAGCAAUUCUUCCUACCUCUUCCGACCGCAUGGCCUAGCCCGUCUCAAACGUAUUCCCAGAACCCACUGCAACCUCCUUUCGACGGCCCCCGUUCCAAAAAAAAAUCACACAACUCUCUCCCACCUUUUGUGAUUAUG
Molecule: messenger RNA, 846 nt
Organism: Aureobasidium pullulans EXF-150
Lineage: Eukaryota; Fungi; Ascomycota; Dothideomycetes; Dothideales; Saccotheciaceae
Exons: 1
Coding region: 86-649 (187 amino acids)
Source: RefSeq, a predicted model, not a curated record